CGGCCGCCGGACCCCGCUCCGCCCCGCUCCGCGCCCGCCGCCCUCCGCGGAGCGCCGGGGGCUCUGCCCGCCGCGCCAUGGGUCGUGCACUGCUGAUCCUCCUCUUGUCUGCAACAGUCUCUCUCCUGGGUGGGCUGAUAUUUGGAUACGAGCUGGGGAUUAUCUCCGGUGCACUGCUGCAGUUGCAGACAGACUUUCACCUCAGCUGCUUCAAGCAAGAAAUUCUCGUGAGCGCCCUCCUUAUUGGAGCUCUCCUCGCCUCUCUGGUUGGGGGGAUCCUCAUCGACCGUCAUGGCCGGAGGAGAGCAAUCCUGGUCAGCAAUUUGGUCCUGUUGGUUGGCAGCCUUAUUCUCACAUUGGCGAGGUCAUUUAUUGGGCUGGUCAUUGGGCGCAUGACUGUGGGCUUUGCCAUCUCUGUCUCAUCCAUGGCCUGCUGCAUCUACGUCUCAGAAAUGGUGGCUGCUCAUCAGCGAGGGCUGCUGGUGUCUCUCUACGAAGCGGGCAUCACCGUAGGCAUCCUGCUGUCCUAUGCGCUGAACUACAUCUUUGCGGAUGUGGAUGAGGGAUGGAGGUACAUGUUUGGGCUGGCCAUUGCCCCGACGGCCAUGCAGUUCCUCAGCAUCCUCUUCCUCCCAGUGAACCCUGUUAAAUUAAGCUCCUGGGAUUCAGACUGCCAGAAGGGCCUCAUUCAGUUGCAGAACACUGAGGACAGAGAGGUGGCAAAGCGGGAGCCCUAUAAAGAGAAGCAUUACUCAUUUCUUGACCUUUUUAGGACCAGAGACAACAUGAGAAGGCGGACUCUGGUGGGCCUGGGACUGGUGCUCUUCCAGCAGUUCACUGGGCAACCCAAUGUGCUUGGCUAUGCCUCCAAAAUCUUCCACUCGGUAGGGUUCCAGAGCAACUCCUCGGCAAUCCUGGCCUCUGUUGGGCUGGGGGCAAUAAAGGUGGUGGCCACGCUCAUCGCGAUGGCCUUUGCAGACAAGGCUGGCAGGAGAGCGCUGCUCAUGGCUGGCUGCGUGGUGAUGGCCAUCUCUGUCACCACCAUUGGCCUCACCAGCCGCAUUGCUCCGCUGGCCAUGGCCAGGGACUGCAAGGCAGCUGCAGACCCCAAUGCAUCCCACAGCCUCACCCAGCACCGCCUGAUGCCCUCAGCCUCCCAGGCUGCUGUGUCCCCCAUCCCACCAGCAUCGAGUGCUGUCAAAAGUCAGGCAGGCCCUGGUUUUGCUGCCUCAGGGAGCCUUAGAAGAGUUUUUGAAAGUACUCAAAGCAGAGCGGUUGUUCCCGAUUCUUCCCUCACUCAGAAAAGGGGCUUGGUAGGUCAGUCCAAAAAGGAGACAGUGGAAAGCACAGGCUCUCCUUUUGGUGGUGCUCCCUGGGCAGAACAUAUGGUUUUAAAUUGGAUUACGCUGCUGAGCAUGAUGGCUUUCGUGAGCGCCUUCUCAAUUGGAUUUGGACCAAUGACCUGGCUGGUCCUCAGCGAGAUCUACCCUGCUGGGAUAAGAGGAAGAGCCUUUGCCUUCUGUAACAGCUUUAACUGGGCUGCUAAUUUACUGAUCAGCCUCUCCUUCCUGGACCUUAUUGAUGCCAUUGGUUUCUCUUGGAUGUUUCUUCUCUAUGGACUGAUGGGAGUGCUGGCUGUCAUAUUCAUUUACCUGUUUGUUCCGGAAACGAAAGGACAAUCCUUAGAGGAGAUAGACCAGCAGUUCUCCAGGAAACGAUGCAGCUUUUCCUGAUGGAUGGAAAAUACAAAAGGAAUCGCUCAUCUGCUCCCUGCAAGCUUUUUCCUGACCGCUGGGAAGCCCAGGCACUAUUCCAGGCCUGGAGUAAACCUUGCCUUGUGGAGAAAACUUGAUCCUUGUUUGCUGAGUUCACACGUCUGGGAAUAAUUUAAGCUAAGGGGAAAAGCAAAAGUGAGAAAGACAACCACCAUCCCCGAGCCCAUCUCGUUCCCUUCACCAUGCAGCCCUGCCUGGGAGGACAUCCGUGAUCAUACGAGAUGAACGGCCACAUCUCCACUAAUGGCGUAUACUGUAAGGCAAGAAAGCGGCAGCACAGGGCCGGGCAAGAAUUUUGGCAGUUUCACCCAGGCUUGUUUCACAGAAACGGAAAGUAACGGAGAGUCUGCCAGCAACACGGCAUCCCCCUCUGCUUUCGGCAGUGGCUGCCGUAGGGCUGGGCUCUCGGCAGCAGAGAGCAGAGGGCUUGGCUUGGGUGGCCACCUUGCUCUUUGCUCCUGCUUUUCCCUCAAGGAUGAGGAGAAACUGAAGGACGAGGCCAAAACAAAGACCUCUCUUGCCUGCAUUGAUAAGUAGCUUUGAACUAGAAUUAUGCAGGAGUCCCACGAGCAUGAAUGGCUUCCCUGUGGGCAUGCUUCGGUCUGUUGUCCAUAUAUGUAUGGUUUUGUGGACACCAGAGGCACCCAUGGCUGUUGUGUUUGUGGCCAACAUGACUCCCCAGCUCUUUUCCAUUGACAAACACCCUCAGGGACACCCUGAUCUCCCUGAGCAGGCCCAGGCCCAGCUGCUCCUUCUGUGAGCAGAAGGAGGAAGAAGAGUCUAUAUGUUCUGCCACAACACAGCAAAGCUUAAAUGGACAAAGCCACUGAACAGCAUGCUAAUGAGUACAGCACAGCAUCCCCGGGCACUAAUGAGUAAUAAAGUGCCCCAGAAACUAAAGAGCCCCCAAGUGCUACUGAGGACUAAGUAGUCCCCAAAUACUCACAUCUCUCUCAGGUCAAAUUCCACUCUUUAAACCAAUCCCCAUUACAUUUUACACAUCGGGCUGCAGAAGGCCUCGGAGGGGCUGUUAGGUUCUAUUGUAGGGGAAUAAAGCAAGUGUCAAAAAGACUUUUAAUGCCCAGUUAAAAAUGGCCAAAAUACAGCCUGCAGUUACCUGAUAAGCUGCAAGGUCCCUACUGGGAGAAAUAUUUUGGUUUUUAAAUUGUCUCAACCUUUGCACACUUAGAGGAGGCUGGCCUUGGCUCUAAAAUAAAGCUUUGUCAAGUACAUUAAAACAAUAUUAAAAGCUUGGCUUUUGUUCCAUAAAGACUUUUAAUGCUUGUUGGUUGGG
Messenger RNA from Chroicocephalus ridibundus (black-headed gull), 3069 nucleotides. It is a transcript of the gene SLC2A10, whose product is annotated as solute carrier family 2 member 10. Gene Ontology annotation, cellular component: membrane. Gene Ontology annotation, molecular function: D-glucose transmembrane transporter activity; symporter activity. Gene Ontology annotation, biological process: circulatory system development; D-glucose transmembrane transport. The transcript is spliced from 5 exons. Lineage: Eukaryota; Metazoa; Chordata; Aves; Charadriiformes; Laridae. Bases 78 to 1733 code for a protein of 551 amino acids. The record is from RefSeq and is a predicted model, not a curated record.